Molecule: messenger RNA, 1125 nt
Organism: Dermacentor silvarum
Lineage: Eukaryota; Metazoa; Arthropoda; Arachnida; Ixodida; Ixodidae
Product: acetylcholinesterase
Exons: 4
Coding region: 1-1125 (374 amino acids)
Source: RefSeq, a predicted model, not a curated record
AUGGAUCCCCCAGAGAAGCAAGCCGGCGACAAAAGCCCGGCCUCACUGUCCAGUCGGCAUAGCUCAAGAAGUGUCAGUUAUAAACGGCGCAUUCCCGGUAGCGCCGGUUGGAAAGGGCGCGCUAAGGACAAGCGCUCCAAGGAGCGAUCCGAAAACGACAGCAAGGCCGACACCGAACGAGGGAGCGCCGAGUACAGCCGGAAGGUUGCGACUUUCGCAUUUCGGGUCGUGGUUUUCACGGCCAUCGUGGUCGUCAUCGUCAUCGCGGCGAUUCUUCUGAGGCACAGGGACGCUGCUGCGACCACGGUGGCGUCCAAAGAUUCGAGCAGCACCCAACCAAACGAGGAGCUAGGAGGAACGACCGGCCCCUCCGUCAGGACAACGGCCACAGAGUCUUCAGAAUCCACGAGCACGAGUGUCGGUGCCGCCUCUGAGGUUCCGCGGAUAUCCACUCCCGAGGUGAUCACCACCGUGGGCAAACUGAAAGGCGGAGCAGUGGACGUGUACGGCGUGAGACUCCAUCGCUGGCUCGGCGUGCCCUACGCUCAGCUUGGAACAGGAAGCAAACGCUUUGCCCCCGCACAGCCUGCCGCCAAGGCAAGUAGUCGCAUCGCUCUGGGUGCCACCGAGUGGAGUCCGCCGUGCGCCCAGCUGGUCAACGAUACCCUGUUCGGCCGCGAGGACUGCCUGCGCUUGAACGUGUGGGCACCUGCACAGCGCCCUGCGAGUGCUGCCACGAGACCCCUACUGCUGGCCAUGACGCAGGACUGGUUCUCGCGGGGAUCUAACAAUUUGCCCGAAUGGGAACAGCUGGCUGCUAGAGUCGGCGCAGUGUUGAUGUCCCCUAACGUGAGACUCGGCGUACUCGGCUUCCUUGGCCACACAAGUUCAGCGGAGUUGGACGCUGACCUGGCCAUCAAAGACGCCGUGAUCGCUGUCCGCUGGGCGCUGGACAAUGCCGCCGUGUUUCAUGCCGACCCGUCGAGGCUGAUGCUCGUGGCCCACGGCUCCGGCGCCUACGUUCUGACCGCUGUCGCCCAAGCGCUGAAUCUGAGCUGCCUGCGAGCCGUGCUGGAGGGACCCGUUCUUGGAUCCGUGUUGCCGACAAACACAGCAAGUUCUUAA